Sorghum bicolor (sorghum) is the source of this 1566-nucleotide messenger RNA. RefSeq names its product protein DMR6-LIKE OXYGENASE 1. The transcript is spliced from 3 exons. The record is from RefSeq and is a predicted model, not a curated record. Lineage: Eukaryota; Viridiplantae; Streptophyta; Magnoliopsida; Poales; Poaceae. Bases 172 to 1227 code for a protein of 351 amino acids.
GCGGAUGCCUAAUUGCCUAUAAAAAGAGCAGCAAAUGGAAGCAGCAUGGUAUCACCAGCACCAAAUUCGCCAUUGCACAAGUUAAACAACCACACAGCAACUAGUAGCAAGCUAGUAAAAUUUACCAGCUGCACCAAGAGAGCUUAAUUAGCUCACGGUAAACAUAUCAUCAUGGCCCCAGCCAUUUCCAAGCCUCUCCUCAGCGAUCUCGUGGCACAGAUCGGGAAAGUCCCAUCGAGCCACAUCAGGCCUGUGGGAGACCGCCCGGACCUCGCCAAUGUCGACAACGAGUCCGGCGCCGGGAUCCCGCUCAUCGACCUCAAGAUGCUCAACGGGCCGGAGCGCCGUAAGGUGGUGGAGGCCAUCGGCAGGGCCUGCGAAUCCGACGGCUUCUUCAUGGUGACGAACCACGGCAUCCCGGCGGCGGUGGUGGAGGGGAUGCUGCGCGUGGCGAGGGAGUUCUUCCACCUGCCGGAGUCGGAGCGGCUCAAGUGCUACUCCGACGACCCCAAGAAGGCGAUCCGGCUGUCCACCAGCUUCAACGUGCGCACGGAGAAGGUGAACAACUGGCGCGACUUCCUGCGCCUGCAUUGCUACCCGCUCGAGAGCUUCGUCGACCAGUGGCCGUCAAACCCGCCAUCCUUCAGGCAAGUGGUGGGCACCUACGCGACGGAAGCGAGGGCGCUAGCGCUGAGGCUGCUGGAGGCCAUAUCGGAGAGCCUGGGCCUGGAGCGGAGCCACAUGGUGCGCGCCAUGGGGAGGCACGCGCAGCACAUGGCGGUGAACUACUACCCGCCGUGCCCGCAGCCGGAGCUCACCUACGGGCUGCCGGGCCACAAGGACCCCAAUGCCAUCACGCUGCUGCUCCAGGACGGCGUCUCCGGCCUGCAGGUGCAGCGCGGCGGCCGAUGGGUGGCCGUGAACCCCGUGCCCGACGCGCUGGUCAUCAACAUCGGAGACCAGAUGCAGGCACUGAGCAACGACCGAUACAAGAGCGUGCUCCACCGCGUGAUCGUCAACAGCGAGAGCGAGCGGAUCUCGGUGCCGACGUUUUACUGCCCGUCGCCGGACGGGGUGAUCGCGCCGGCCGACGCGCUGGUGGACGACGCCCACCCUCUGGCCUACCGCCCUUUCACUUACCAGGAGUACUACGACGAGUUCUGGAACAUGGGCCUCCAGUCGGCAAGCUGCCUCGACCGGUUUAGGCCCGGAGGAUCCAUAGAGUGAACAUGCAUGAACAACGCCGGCCACGAGCAGGAAAAAAAGAAGAAAAAACUAUGCAAAACAUUGUUUUCUGCGGCAUCUCACCAUCUGACUAUGUGAGCAUAUGCCAAUAACUGGAUCUUUGGAUGCCCCCUUUGAACUGCACUCUUAGAUUCCCCUCGGGUCCCACCUAACAAUUGAAGCGUGAGGCUCGUCGCAGUGGCUCUCUUCGAAUAAGAAUGUUAGGCUGACAAAUUCCGCUACAAGGUUGAUUUGUCCAAAUUCUUAUUAGCAAUAUUUUUUUAUGAAUUAUCACAAAGUAUAAAAAUAAAUAUACUUAGACACGUAUGUGCACUUUACCUC